CAACACUACCAUCACUCUUUCUUUCACACGCAUCAACCACUUUGACCAUCUUAUGAUUGACCUCCACUUUCCAGUUUAUGGUGCUGCCUGCCAUGGGGCAUAAUACUUGAGGAUACGUGGCCACUUUGGCCAUCAUCCAUAAACACUACACCAUCACAUCUACGUAGUGGCAUCUCCUCCACACGUCUCCUCGAUCACACCAAGCCCGCCGCAACCAUGACUGCAAUGGACGAUAUCGUUGACCCCACGAUGCUGGACGUCUCUGGCUACGGCGAGUCCUAUCCUUCUCCUGCCACUACUGCCGACGAUAUCAAGGAGUCCAGUCAGCCACCUUCAGAGCAAUCCUCCAAGAAGAAGCGGAAGGCAUGGGGUCAACCUGUUCCUGAAAUCAAACAGAUUCUUCCGCCGCGUAAGCGAGCAAAGACAGCAGAAGAGAAGGAACAGAGAAAGAACGAGAGAAUUCUACGGAACAGAAGAGCUGCCGACAAGUCGCGACAACGUCAAAAGGCAGCCGUCGCCGAACUCGAGGCUAGGCAAAAUCGGAUCGUAGAAGAGAACGCUUCUCUGCGUGAACUCUUAGCUCGAUAUCAGUCAAGAUUCGGUGUCCAACAAGACUUCCCAGCACCAGUUCCCGCAGCUGAUUCAUCCAUGUUGGAAUUCGACAUAGCCUCUACGCCGAUCGAACUCAAGUCUGAUUCACCAUUCACACCCUCCUCGUAUGAAACUCCCCAACCUCAACAUCCCACACUGGUUCCAUCCGACAAUACCACUCCUGUCAAACACGAAUCUCCAGUCCUAGCACCUCAACUCAACAUCAUCAACCAACACGUCGAAGCUGAACAGUCUGAUACCAUGGCGACGUACCAAAGCUUCCCAGCCGUCUCCGGGUUGACACAAUAUCCUGCCGUGAUAUUGUGUGACCUGCAGUGUCAACCGGAGACCUGGGCUUUCAAGCUGCCGGCGUUCCCAUGCAACCAGACCAACAACUUUGGACUCAGUUACCUCCUGCAAGUCUUCCAGACCUUGACGAUAUUUCAGACCUUCUCAACGACAACUCUCUUGCCGAUCUACAAUCUCUUCCAGAUUUUGGCACAGAAAUUGUCGGCGACCUCGACGGAACAGGAUUUCUCCUCCAUCCUGAACAAUUUCCCACUAAUUCAUUCUUUGAUUUCGAUGCCUUCGACACCGACCAGACCAGCGGUCUUCCGCAUGAAACUUCUGAGCCGACUACUUGCAUGCAGCCCACACAUGGCGCGCCUAUUGCUGGCAGCGACAGACCGGGCUUUGCAGCAAGUGGUUAGUGAGGACGGUUUCGCCGAAGACCCUGAUCGUCGGUGGACGUGGUCGAGUCUGAUGACUAUUAAGUGGACCAUCUUGAGGUUAGAAAAAGAACAUCGCAAGAUACGACGAAGGGUCUGGGCGAACCGUGAUGAAGCACUUUCAGGUGUCAAGGUCAUGGCGGGAGUUGAUUAUCGAGCAGUAGCCAGGAAUUCACAGCUUUGGCAAGGGAUGAGUCCCAAUUGUACUAUUACCACGAGAGAUGACGGUUAUUGGAUGCCUGCACAGGAGGUCCAUUGAAAGUCCAAUGUGGCUUUCCUUUCUUCCAUAGAUGAAUCAGAUCAAAAGCGUGUUUUCAAAGUCAUA
Exophiala xenobiotica is the source of this 1644-nucleotide messenger RNA. RefSeq lists its product as uncharacterized. The record is from RefSeq and is a predicted model, not a curated record. The transcript has a single exon. Gene Ontology annotation, molecular function: DNA-binding transcription factor activity, RNA polymerase II-specific. Gene Ontology annotation, biological process: positive regulation of transcription by RNA polymerase II. Lineage: Eukaryota; Fungi; Ascomycota; Eurotiomycetes; Chaetothyriales; Herpotrichiellaceae. Bases 217 to 1578 code for a protein of 453 amino acids.